Molecule: messenger RNA, 1922 nt
Organism: Cynoglossus semilaevis (tongue sole)
Lineage: Eukaryota; Metazoa; Chordata; Actinopteri; Pleuronectiformes; Cynoglossidae
Gene: stk24a
Product: serine/threonine kinase 24a (STE20 homolog, yeast)
Exons: 11
Coding region: 439-1743 (434 amino acids)
Biological process (GO): protein phosphorylation; negative regulation of cell migration
Cellular component (GO): Golgi apparatus; cytoplasm
Molecular function (GO): ATP binding; protein serine/threonine kinase activity
Source: RefSeq, a predicted model, not a curated record
GUGCGGAAAUCGUAAAUGACAUUAAGCAAGAUGGCGCCGGGCUUUGGAGAGAAGUAAUGAGGGAAUAGAAGAAGAAGCAGUACAAGAAGAUAUCAGCGUGCAUUCAUUUGUCAAGUGCAGCACUUUGAAAUUACAUUCGAGGCGUUUACACAGGGAAAUACCUACCUCUGACAAAGAGACCACAGUGGGAGGUACAUUUGUUCCGUUAACUACCUGCUAAAGUAGCUAACACCGCUAACACUCUCUUGUUGCGGAAGGAAAGGGAGGUGAAGACAAGCGGCUCCGACUACAGUCUAAGAAGUCCUGUGAAUUUCAAGAGAGAAACACCAAGACCUCUUUUACUAUUUUGAACAACUUGAAACAGGCACCUGGUCAAAAAUAUUCGUGUGUUGAGGAAAUUAACUGCCAAUAAAGCGAGCAGAAGAGCGAUCUGACGCCAUGGCUCACUCUCCUAUUCAGAGUGGACUACCGGGGAUUCAGAAUUUCAAAGCUGACCCAGAGGAGCUCUUUACCAAGCUGGACAAAAUAGGAAAAGGCUCUUUCGGGGAAGUUUUUAAAGGCAUUGACAAACGGACUCAAAAGGUUGUGGCCAUUAAAAUAAUUGAUCUGGAGGAGGCGGAGGAUGACAUAGAGGACAUCCAACAGGAAAUCACCGUCCUCAGUCAGUGUGACAGUCCAUUUAUCACCAAAUACUUUGGAUCCUAUCUCAAGGGAACAAAGUUAUGGAUCAUUAUGGAAUAUUUAGGUGGAGGUUCAGCCCUGGAUUUGCUGGAACCAGGUGCUCUAGAUGAAAUGCAGAUUGCCACGAUACUGAGGGAAAUCUUGAAGGGACUGGAGUAUCUGCACUCUGAGAAGAAAAUACACAGAGACAUCAAAGCUGCCAACGUCCUGCUGUCAGAACAGGGGGAAGUCAAACUGGCGGACUUUGGUGUGGCCGGCCAGCUGACGGACACACAGAUAAAGAGAAACACAUUUGUUGGAACACCUUUUUGGAUGGCGCCUGAGGUUAUAAAGCAGUCUGCCUACGACUCCAAGGCAGACAUCUGGUCACUGGGAAUAACGGCAAUAGAGUUGGCUAAAGGAGAGCCACCACACUCCGAGCUUCAUCCUAUGAAGGUUCUGUUUCUCAUCCCAAAGAACAAUCCCCCAACACUGGAAGGAAACUUUAGCAAACCACUGAAAGAGUUUGUGGAAGCCUGCCUAAACAAGGAGCCCAGUUUUAGGCCGACAGCCAAAGAGCUGUUAAAGCACAAGUACAUUGUGAGACACGCCAAAAAGACUUCCUACCUGACGGAACUGAUCGACAGAUACAAGAGGUGGAAAUCAGAGCAGUCUCAGGAGAAAUCCAGCUCCGAGGAUUCUGAUGAUGAGACAGAUGACAAAGCACCUCCAGGAAAGGUAACCGAUAGAAAAUGGGAUUUCGGCACUAUCAAAGAAAUGGAUCAGAAUGGAGCACAACAGCUUGCUGAGCUGGACAAGGAAGAAGAUAUAAAAGAAUUGACUGUUCCCAAGAGUCCGAAACGACCAAUGUCCCAAAGCUUAUUAUCUAUAUUUUCUCCAUUGUUUUCUGAGCUAAAACAAAAGAGAGAGGCCAGCAAUGGUAACCCUGAAGUCGCUGAAGAACUACAAAAGGCCAUUUCCCUGGCAGAACAAACGUACCCUGGCAUCUGUGACUCUCUGGUGGCUGAACUAGUGCAGAGACUUCAGAGAUUUUCUGUGCCCAAUGCAGCUGCCACUCAGUGAGAGGAGUGUCCAGUCCUGCUCUCACCUCCCCCUGGUGGCAGCAGUCAGGUCCUCUCCUCUGGCCUUCAUAGCCACAAUGAAGUCUCCCAGGAAUCUCUGCCCUCACAUUCAGUCCUUAAUAAUGUCUGUCUUUUUGUCCUAGCAAACCAUCUGAUGAUGUCAUAAUGUAGGACAGUCAG